ACCAGUCGACAACGACCGGCCGACGCGCGAACACGUAUCACCACGAUCCGGCACUUUCCUACCAACCACGACCAAUUUCGCGAACGAUUUUUCGACAUAGUUUCUUUAGUUUUCCAGCUAAUUGUGCUACUAGUGUUAUCGUGCAGUGUUAUUGCAGGCUCGCCGUUGCUAAGGUAUAAAUCAACUCGAUUUCAACAGUGACAACCAAGACUACACACGACAUACAAAUCAGAUACAUAAUUGAGAAUUUUCUAAGCAAAAAGGAGAUGACGUUGUGAACGAAACAAAAGAAAAUUAAAUUCGCGCGAUCCAAUUUCGAAUUCGACAUGUCCUAACCGACGAUUCCUUUUUUAAAUUUGUAAUUGGAAUAUGGAUUCGUGGAGAACUGGCCAGUGAUUGUAUAGUGUUGGUUGUGUGUGAUUUGUGUUUGAACUAGUGUGGUAUAAUAAACAAAAUGGAAGCCAUGGAACGGAGAGGAAAGUUGGCGGCGAUCGCUGCUAUCAUGUUCAUCGUGUUUUGGUCGCAAUGUCGAGGAGUGGAAGGCCAGAGGAACAACACGAAGAUGUCGUACGUGUGUCCGCCGCAGUUCAUCAGGCUGGGCCACAGCUGCUACUACUUCAGUGAGAACAAGGCCACGUGGCAGGCUGCACUCUUCGCAUGCACGGACCGAGGCAGUAACUUGACGGUGCCAGCGCGUUGGGAAGACAGGAAUCUUCGCAAAUACCUGAACAAACCUGACGUUGUAAAAGAAAGUAGGUGGAUAGGAGGUAUCUACGACUACGGAGCCAGGUCCUGGCGGUGGGGAGGAGACCUGCGCAAGAUGCACUACCAGUCCUUCUCCAAGAUGAAGAAGAUGACCCCUGAGGAACUCAAGUGGCACUGCAUCGCUAUGAUGCCGGACCUGCUUUACAGGUGGUCACCUCGCAACUGCGUCGAAACUCGUCACUACAUCUGCCAAACUAAACUGCAAAAGGUGCCAAAGGCCAAAGUGAAGGACCUGCGCCGCCGCUGGCAACGAAUGGGACAGAUCAACGAAAUCACUGCACCAAGCGUCAGCAGGGAGGUCAAUGACCCCAUGAUGGUGAAUGACGUCACUGUGAACCCUGUACACCAUCCGAAGUCGUACGAUCUGCGUCCCAACCCCUAUCCUAGGGGUAAGAACCGACAUGGCACCAGGAUGAACUCUAGUCCUACCUCCAAGUACGAUUUGAGACCCAAUGAGCUGAAGAAGCGAUCGAGGCCCAUCGUCCACCGAAGGCUCAAGAGACCGUUCCCAGGUUACACAUGGAAUCGCCGCGACCCUGAAGGCUCGUACCAACGUAACGCUGAGCUGCUCCGCUCCGGCCGCACCGGGCUCACUCCGCAGCAGGUGAACGCUCACCUCGCCAGGCUGCGACACCUGCGCGACAAGCAAGUCGCUCGGCGCAAGCGACUGCGCGACGACGACUGGCUGGUGAACGAGCCCAGGCAGGCUCUCGCGCAGACCCACGCCAGGACCUACACGGUCGACAACAACAUCAGCGCCCUGCAUCCCAAGACCAUCGUCGAAGAAUUCAACAUGGAGUUCCCGCACCACCCCGCUGGCCCACCAAAAUCGAACCGCAACACCGGCUAAUCGAUUCGACUCCGAUUAACUUUACCCAUCGAUGUUCAAAAAUCGAUUAAGUUUAUUCAUCGAUAUUAAUUUAAGUUCCUCGCGAUUUUCCGAUCUUCUUCCGACUUUGCUUUUAUUAAUAUUUAUUGCUGACACUUUGCGAUAGUUCUGAUUCCUGUCAUUAGCGUGUGCCUCAUUUGUUAAUUGUGUAAGUAUCAAUUGAGUGAGAAUACGUCGCCUAUUGUUAAGGAAUCAAUGUUGGACGAGGUGUCGUCGCCGUGGCAGAAACUAGUGCAGUUUCCUUGCCCGGCGACCAACCGUCUCGUCGUGGGACGUGUGGUUUAAGCCAUCGUCGUGAAGUGCCAUUCCAUUGUUCUUCUUCUCUUCCUCUAGAGUAGCCAGAACUUACGACUACUCGAAUCAUACAAGUUAAGCUUACUUAUCCAUACUUUAAAUAACUGCAAUCCAGUGUGAGUCUUGUCAAUCUAGUUGUAGUUACCACAUUAUUGCACCUGUUAACUUUGUAGACUUUAGUACUUCAAUGCUGUUAUUAACUCAUUUAUGAAAUCGUAAAUGAGUACUGCUUUUUACUUACAUUUAAUUCAAAUUGAAUUACCUUAUCAUGACCAACUCUCUUAUGUAAUAUGUAUAAUGUACUUUUGUGACUAUUCACUAAUCAGUAACAGACAUGUUUAGUUCCGAUCGAGUAUUGAACAUGUUGAUAGAUCUAACUAUUUAAUAUAUCCUUCCUAGUUGUUGCUACAUCUACUUUUAUUUUAAUAUUAUUUCGUUUGUUUUGUAUCCCACACGUUUUAAUUAUUAUAAUUACAAUGUCUAAUGCUGUGCUUUUAAAUUAAGUGCGUCGUGGUAAUUUUGUUUUAUUUUUUUGUAUUUAUAUUGUACUAGUCAGUAAGUUUUAUGAGAAAAUAUAAACCUAGAUUACUAAAAUGUUUAAUCUUAUCCAUAGUUUCGAGAAUGUUGAUAAUAUUAAUCGAAAAUUAAAAUUAUAUCGUCGAUGUAUACACAGCAGUAUCAAAGUUGAAAUAUUGCAAAUAAAAUUAACUUUCUCACAGAUUUUAGUGUAUUUAUUAAAAAAUAAAAUAAAAAAUAAUAAAAUUAACAAGAAAGUGUCGUACAUCGUAAUUGGCAUUUCGUGUUUAUUUAGCUAUGUAAGUGUACGUUCCAAUUUGUUUGUUAUUUUAGUUAAAAGAAAAACCUAAUAAAUUAAUACUUUUUUUACUAAACUGCCAGUUAUUGUAGUCCUCGCAUUUAUGAAGUUAAAUCACAUUUCGUGUAAGGUUUUUGUAUGAUAUUUUUAAGCAGUUAUUAUUGAACUUGUUGAUUGUAAAUUGAAAUUAAUGUCGCCGGCUUACUACCAUAAUAUAUCUUUAAUCACAUAUUGUAAACUAGAUUUCUUUGAGAACAUCCUUGCUUUUGGCUUUAGGAUAUUUUUAAUCUUCAAAAAUGAAAUCCGUCAAGCCAUUUAAAUUACUUUUUCAUUUCUAUUGCAACCGGCGAUGUAUAUAAAAUUAAUGUUAAAAUCAGAUAAGUUUUUAGAAUGAACAACAAAUUCAUAUCAAUCUGUAAAGCUUCCUCCAACGCAUAGAAGUGUAUGUUGGGUCACGCAUAGCUGUAGUAACUUAUGUUUUUAGAUUUUUGAAAAAACUAGUCUACUAGUUACAACCUUAGUAUUACUAUCAUACCUCAAAACACAUUUUUUCUUCAAAUAAAAAUAUAAAUUAUAAAUAAAAAAACAAAUAUCUAAAACAAUUUUAAAUUGUGUAAUAAGUUCUAAAAAAAAUGUUUUAAUAUUUUGAUCUGUAAAUACUACUUAAUUUUAAAUUUAGUAGUGGCAACACCGAGGUACUGUGAAUUGUUUUAGGCAAGCGGAGAACUUAUUUGUAGGAACAAAAUAACUUCUUAUUGUACCUAUCUUAAGUAUUAAUAUUUACUUAUAACUAUAAGAAAAUAAAGAAUCAUCAGAA
Spodoptera frugiperda (fall armyworm) is the source of this 3579-nucleotide messenger RNA. RefSeq lists its product as uncharacterized. The record is from RefSeq and is a predicted model, not a curated record. Lineage: Eukaryota; Metazoa; Arthropoda; Insecta; Lepidoptera; Noctuidae. The transcript is spliced from 8 exons. Bases 455 to 1615 code for a protein of 386 amino acids.